GUUUAUACUUUAGCCUUCGGGCAGACCACUACAUAUAUUCCCACCGAACCAUCAAACCACCCAGCAAUCGUUACACAUCAUUACACAUUCCACACGUUCAUUCAUCGACAUCGGCAAUGAACUAUUCCGGCUACCCGAAGGUAGCCAACCUCGACUACUCCCCACCACAGGAGAUGUUAUCCUACCCCGGCGAUGAGUUCGGGAGUGCGCAUCUCGCGGACACUUACACCACAUCUCCCGAAUACUCGCUCGACUCCUUCUUCGACCAGGCCCUCACAUCGGUUGACAUGUCAUCGGCCUUCCCUAAGGACCAAGGCCAAUUCAAUCCCACACUACCAGCAACUGGCAUAUCAGCGUCGAGCACCACACCGAGCAAUAGAACAAGCAUCUACUCGACUUCGCGACACCCAUCGGAUGCCGCACCGUUCGGUAAGCUCGAACAACUUUCGUUCGGCUUUUCCUUCGACCCGAUAUCAACCGAGCCGUUCGAAACAGCCUGCUUCUCCCCAAACACCCACAUCUCCUCCAGGACCCCUUCCCUCUGCGGCGACGCACCGGAAAAGGCCUCAUCACCCUCCCUCUCGCCUCGCAACCUGAAGCGCGAAUCCCCUUCAUCCCCUGACUCGACCUCAGAAGAUCCCACUCCUAAGCGGCCUCAACGGAAGCGAGGCCGACCACGACUUGAUCGCACCAAGACAAUCUCCAGUACGUCUUCGCCAUCGUCGAAGAGCCAGAAGACCGGACGCCUACCACACAACCAAGUUGAACGCAAAUACCGCGAAGGCCUCAACGCCGAAUUGGAGAGACUGAGAAGGGCCGUGCCAACACUGCCCCAGAGCGAUGAGGCUGGAGCCAUGGGCCAAGCCAAGCCAAGCAAGGCUAUGGUACUAGCGAGUGCCAUCGAAUACAUCCGGAGGAUUGAGGCAGAAAGAGAUGCAUUGAAGCUCGAGAACGAACGGCUCCGACAGGCCGCAGCGAGUGGACAAACAAUCAGAAAUUGGAGAGUCGAGGAUGAGUCGCUGCAGGAGUUUCUGACGGAUCCGUGAGGGUUACAAGGGGAUCUCAAAACGUCAACUGUCAUAUCAGUUUGUUGGGUAUGGAUUUUCCGGAUAGAUUAGAGCGCUGGCGUUCCGGUGUGCACAGUUUUGGGUCGACGGAGGAUUUCUUUGGAACUCCACUUUAUCAAGUGCUGAUGCUGGCGGAGGCUGUACUAGAAGCUAGAUGUAAUUCCUUCCUGUAGUUACGAAGUCACGAUACCCAGGCAAUGGUUGCCAUG
Macroventuria anomochaeta is the source of this 1276-nucleotide messenger RNA. RefSeq lists its product as uncharacterized. Gene Ontology annotation, molecular function: protein dimerization activity. The coding region runs from base 117 to 1046 and encodes 309 amino acids. NCBI's taxonomy places the organism in Eukaryota, Fungi, Ascomycota, Dothideomycetes, Pleosporales, Didymellaceae. The record is from RefSeq and is a predicted model, not a curated record. The transcript has a single exon.